Molecule: messenger RNA, 2616 nt
Organism: Labeo rohita (rohu)
Lineage: Eukaryota; Metazoa; Chordata; Actinopteri; Cypriniformes; Cyprinidae
Gene: rnf217
Product: ring finger protein 217
Exons: 6
Coding region: 101-1702 (533 amino acids)
Biological process (GO): ubiquitin-dependent protein catabolic process; positive regulation of proteasomal ubiquitin-dependent protein catabolic process; protein polyubiquitination
Cellular component (GO): ubiquitin ligase complex; cytoplasm
Molecular function (GO): zinc ion binding; ubiquitin conjugating enzyme binding; ubiquitin protein ligase activity
Source: RefSeq, a predicted model, not a curated record
CCGGAAGUGGUGUAAUAGUUACUCGCUCUGUGUUUAGUUUGUGAGUUUGAAAGCGGACUGUGUGUGUUUUGGGCACAAAUGGAAAGUUGACCGCUCGGGAAUGGAAGAUGAGUCUUCCGUACGUGUGAAUGUCACCGCUCAAAAUAUGCCCGGUUAUACUGGACGCGACGGGGAGUCUGUUCAUGUAUCCAGCGGGACACGGAGCACUGAUUUCGGCCGGGAUGUCCGCAGCAGCGACGCGAAGGUGCCGUCAUCAUUAUCGUUAUCCUCGAAGGAUGUUUUGGAAUUUCACAAACACAAACAUGAGCCAGGAGGCAAUAACAGAGACAAUAACGAGAGGGAAAACAUAAGAGCAGUGGACAUUUUAAGAAGGAAUUUUGGUUCCACUAUCAAAGAUCCAGAAGAGCUGGAGAAAGUAGGAUUUGACAUCAAACUGAACGACUUGGAUCAUGAAAAGGAUGAUGAAAGGAUGCAAUGUAGCACAAAAAGUCUCCAGCAAAACAUGGAGAGCAACUCAGGAUUGGCAGAUCCUGAUGAGAAUCAUCAUAUUGAUUAUAAUAUUGAUCUGAAGAGUGGUGAAGAUCCCAGCCAAUCAAAAGAGCACGUUUACUGCACUGUGUACUGUAUUGCCAAUGAUAAUUAUAGGAUACCUGUUGAGAAAACAACAUCUGAUCAUCAUGAAACUACAUCAUCAUCAUCAUCUUCAUCAGAUGUGCUGGUUUUACCUCCCACCGACUUGCCAAAUUCAGAAUUGGAGCAUGAUCACUAUCCAGAGCCCUACACAAUCUCCGACCUGAUGCUGUCUGGAAUAAACAACUCUUAUAACACUGACAACAGUUUAUCUGUUGUGUUAACAUGUCGUAUUUGUCUUGACGACAAACAAACCAUACCGCUACACUGUUGCAAAAAUGCAGUUUGUGAAGAAUGUCUGAAAAGAUACAUCAUCUCGCAGGUUCAUGUGGGUCGGGCGCUCUUGGUGUGUCCCAUCACAGAGUGCAGUGGUUUCUUGGAGGAGAGCUUGGUGAUUUCAAACCUGUCCAGUGAAGAGCUGGCAAAAUACAAGUACUUCUUGGAGCUGAGCAGACUGGACUCCAGCACGAAACCGUGUCCCCAGUGCAGCCUGUUUACUUCCCUGAAGGGUCGUAACCAACAGACGGCCACCAAGAUUGAACAUAAGUAUAAGAUUCAGUGCACAAAGUGCCAGUUCGUCUGGUGUUUUAAAUGUCACGCGCCGUGGCAUGAAGGCCUGAAGUGUCGAGACUACAGGAAAGGAGACAAACUGUUGCGUCACUGGGCCAGUGUCAUCGAACAUGGCCAGAGGAACGCUCAGAAGUGUCCACGUUGCAAGAUUCACAUUCAGAGAACGGAGGGCUGUGAUCACAUGACCUGCACGCAGUGCAACACUAAUUUUUGUUAUCGAUGCGGGGAGAAGUACAGGCAUCUGCGCUUCUUUGGAGAUCACACCUCCAACCUGAGCGUGUUUGGAUGCAAGUACCGCUACCUGCCUGAGAAACCCCAUCUGCGCCGGCUGGUCCGAGGCUCUGUUUGUAUGAGUAAAGUGCUGGUGGCUCCGGUGGUCAUUGUCCUUGUGGUGGUUGUUGGAGCUCUGGCUUUGGUCAUAGGCUUGUUUGCUUUGCCUAUCUACUACAUCUGCAAGAGGAGGAGGAAGCGCUCACAGGGGUCAGGCCGCUGGCUGUGCUGAUUCAGCUUCGGUCAUCCUGCUCAGGACCUGGAUGCACAAACACACACCCUAAAAAUAGCCCUGGGUGCCAAAUGACCGAACACUGGCCACUUAGAUACAACAGUCACAACGUGCAGUUUUCCUGUUCGCUGCAUCUCGUGAAUAUCCUCAUUUGCACAGUGACCCUUUUCCUCCACGUGGCAUCUUUGGCAUCGUGAUCAAAGCCUAAUUGAGGAUAUUUCUGUUUUUGGAAUGUUUUAUUUAUAACCCCCCGAACGGAUUUGAAUUCACUUCAUUUUUAGGAAUGGAACUAUAGACUGGUAAUAAUUUCCUGCAGGAUGUGUUAUGCAGUGAAGCCACACAGCGUGAAUGAUUUUGUCCUUCAGUCUAUUUAUGACGUGCAUCAGAUGUUAUAAUCUGUAAGCGUUUAGUGCUCGAUGAUGGUGAGUUGAUGAAUUAGUGUCUGUCCCUCUUGAUCCCCUCUCUGUUCUUCCCUCCCCUUCAUGCUGUGCCAACAUCCGCAGGAAUUUGCAUGAUCAACAAAACACAUUUCUAUCUACUGCGCUGUGGAAAACAAAGGGCCCAAAAUUACAGGGGACUCACAGCUCCACGCCAAGACAUGUAGGUCAUCUAGGUCAUGCAAAUCAGUACUGUGUCAUAUAAAAGUGUUCAAGCUCUGUGUUUGCACAAAUCUAAAGCUGUAAACCAAACACUAAAUACACUGUGGGGUCCAAAACUCUGAGACCACUUUUGAAAAUGCCAUUUUGAUUUUCUCUAAUUUAAUAUUUAAAUUUAAACUGGUUCACUGCAAUUGUUAUGCUGAUAAUAUAAUUUGCAGUGAUAAAAACAUUUAGGACGUCCUAACUUAUUUUUUAUUUAUGUUGUUAUGUUUAUUAUUUAUAUUAUAUAAACAAAUAUAUAAAAAUGUAACUAUA